UGGGCACAGGUAGGUGGCACUUCUGGGCACAGGUGGGUGGCACUGGUGGGCACAGGUGGGUGGCACUGCUGGGCACAGGUAGGUGGCACUUCUGGGCACAGGUGUGUGACACUGCAGAGUGGCACAGGUGGGUGCACUGCUGGACACAGGUGGGCGGAGCUAGUGGGCGCACUGCUGGGCGGAACUUGUGGGUGGCACUGCUGGGCACCGAUCAUCAGGGCACUGAUCAUCAGUGCCCUGAUGAUCGGUGCCGAUCCUCGCUCUGACAACUGCCGGUUCUCGGCAGUACUUUCCUCACGAUCUGACAGCUUGAGGAAAGUGCAGCCUAGAACCGGCACUUGC
This is a messenger RNA of Staurois parvus, 342 nucleotides long. The record is from the annotation of a GenBank genome assembly. NCBI's taxonomy places the organism in Eukaryota, Metazoa, Chordata, Amphibia, Anura, Ranidae.